Messenger RNA from Penicillium salamii, 1263 nucleotides. The record is from the annotation of a GenBank genome assembly. NCBI's taxonomy places the organism in Eukaryota, Fungi, Ascomycota, Eurotiomycetes, Eurotiales, Aspergillaceae.
AUGGACAAGGGAGCUUCUCUGCACAUGCUGCAAAUAAUCGGUCUCUAUGCUGCCCAAUGCCUCAUACCCGCGAUCCUCUUGAUUGCAACACCAAAAGGAUCGAUCCUGAGAUAUUUCUCGAUUCCAUGCUCCGUGUUUAUUACAUACUAUGCUAUACCAGUGGCUACAGCGCUCGGCCCGGGAUUCGUCUGGUGCGAAUGCGGUCGCCUAUUGUUGACUGUAGUCUUCCAAUGUCUACAUCUGCUGCUGAUCAACCCGAAAGACAGUGGAGAUCUGCCAACUGAAGGUCGCCAAAAUUUGGCAGCUCGACUCUACACUGCGACCCGCCUCUUUACUGACCCUCGGGGAAUCAAUACCCCCUGGCAGAUCAAAAAUGCCCCGUCACAACCAAAAUAUUAUGAACGAUGGGACCCCAAGGAGCCUCCUCGGGCUCGGUUCCUGACUCGACAAAUAUCGAUCGUCAUAUGGCAAUACUUGACCCUAGAUAUCUUUGCUACCCUUGCUUUGCAACAGGCGUUGGAGCAAAGCGGGACUUUGCCGCCAGUGCCUCGAUGGGAUAUAUCCACUGAGCAGUGGAUUGAGCGCAUCAUAUCAAACAUCGUGGCUAGCUUUGUGGUCAGCCGGAUUCUCAUUGACUUUCACCAUCGUGUUUUCUCAAUCAUUCUUGUGGGACUUGGACUUGACUCUCCCGCGAAUUGUCCCCCAUUGUUUGGGAGAGCGCUGGAUGCUGACACUGUGCGAGGAUUUUGGGCGAAAUUCUGGCACCAGUUACUGCAACGGCCCCUGACUGCCGUGAGCGGGUUCAUCACGAAGGACUUUUUAGGCCUACCAUCUGACUCGGUAAUACGGCGAUACACCAAUGUGUUUAUAGUCUUCUUCUUCUCUGGUGGCCUGCAUGUCGUACUCGAUAUCGUGCAGGGUAUUCCGGCACAGGAGUCUGGUGCCAUGUUGUUCUUUGUCACAGCCCCCCUAGGCCUCAUGAUAGAGGACGGCAUCAAGCUCCUUUGGAAACUGGUUUCAAAAUCGAAGAAUACAAGUCGCACAGGCCCCAAACCACUCUGGCAAAGGGUUCUUGGCUUCCUGUGGUCGAUGGCUUGGCUUGGAGUUACCUCGACUGGGUUCUUUUACCCCCAAGUGGUCAGGCCACAGAACCAGGCUUUGGUCCCAUUAUCUGUGGCCAGCUAUAUAGGAUUGCCUGCACAGGCAGGAAUGGUUCUAGUUGGUGGUGCUCUGCUCGCAAAGGUGUUCGAGGUCGAGGUGUGA